Molecule: messenger RNA, 1206 nt
Organism: Lecanosticta acicola
Lineage: Eukaryota; Fungi; Ascomycota; Dothideomycetes; Mycosphaerellales; Mycosphaerellaceae
Source: the annotation of a GenBank genome assembly
AUGAACACGCUCGAGCGCAGCAAGCGCCACAAGCAGCGCAAGGUGCUGCUGAUGGGGAGGAGCGGCGCGGGAAAGUCAUCCAUGAGAUCGAUCAUCUUCAACAACUACGUCGCCAAAGAUGUGCGAAGACUGGGGGCGACGGUGGACGUCGAGCACAGUAACAUCAAAUUCAUGGGCAAUCUGACGCUCAACCUCUGGGACUGCGGAGGGUAAGUCGAUAAGAUGCCAUUCGACAUCAUUAUUGCCUGUGCGUGGUAGGGGACUGACUGCGUCGGUAUCACACACAGUCAAGAUUCGUUCGUGGAAUCCUAUCUCACCAAUCAGCGAUCACACGUCUUCACAUCCGUGGCGGUGCUGAUUUUCGUGUUCGACAUCUCCUCCAAGGAACCUGCGCCGGACAUGCUGAGCUUUGCGUCCACCAUCCGCGCCUUGCGAGAAUUCAGCCCCGGCAGCAAGAUUUUCGUGCUCAUCCACAAGAUGGACCUGGUCCCUCCGGACCAGAAGAAAGUGCUCUACCCGCAAAAGGUCAAGGAGAUUGGGUCCGUGUGCGAAGACGAAGGCUUCGUCGACAGCCAGGUCGACUUCUGCGGCACUUCGAUCUGGGACCAGAGUCUCUACCGGGCGUGGACGCAGGUCAUCUACUUCCUCGUGCCCAAUGCAACCGUCAUCGAGAGCAUGCUGCAGAAGCUGGCCGACGUGCUGGAUGCGCGCGAGAUGAUCCUGUACGAGCGAAUCACUUGCCUGGUCGUAACGCACAUCACGCGCGGCGACGAGGCAAGCAACCCCUACAAAGAUCGCUUCGAGCGCAUCAGCAGCAUCCUCAAGACCUACAAGCACUCCAUGUCGCGGCAUACAGGCAUGAUGCCCUCCGAGGUGUCUUUUGCGGAGAUGCAGAUCAAGACGGGGGCGUUCAUGUUCUUCAUCACGCGGCUGACGGAAAACACCAACCUGGCAGUGGUGAUGCCCAGUGACGAGGCGUCGUUCAAUGCAGCGCGGGUCAACGUUCAGCUGGCCCGGCGAGAAUUUGCGCACCUGGACAUUGUGGAGAAGAAAGGGAAGGAAGGGCAGCAUGCUGCUCGAGAGGCCAGUAGUAGUAUGGCGGCGGCGGCCAUGAUGGGUGACGACGGACGAAGCGAGGCCUCCUCUGCCGACCUCUACUCGUCUCAGCAGCAGCGAAGCCGUAACGGUACGAUAAACGACGGCUGA